Nipponia nippon (crested ibis) is the source of this 3030-nucleotide messenger RNA. Lineage: Eukaryota; Metazoa; Chordata; Aves; Pelecaniformes; Threskiornithidae. The record is from RefSeq and is a predicted model, not a curated record.
AUGGCUUCGGUUGAAAGGGAGACGCUGUCCCAAGAUGAGCUCCGGAAAAGGCUCUAUCAGACUUUUAAGACCCGAGGUGUACUGGACACACUUAAGACACAGCUCCGAAACCAGCUAAUCCAUGAACUAAUGCACCCAAUUUUAAGUGGAGAACUUCAGCCACAGGCUGUUCCAAAUGAUGACAGUUCACUUUUGACCACAGCUUCCAACAGUUUGGUGGCAGAUCAUCUGCAGAGAUGUGGCUAUGAGUAUUCACUUUCUGUUUUCUUUCCAGAAAGUGGAUUGGAGAAGAAGAAGCUGUGGACUAUGCAAGAUCUUCUUCAGUUAAUGAGGAUUAAUCCAAAAUCCAGUCUUUACAGAUCACUGACUUCGGGAACUCGAAAGGAAAAUAAAGGUUUUCUUAUGCAGAUUUUAAUCGGACUUACAGAGCAUCAUCUAAGUAAGGAAACUCAUGACACAGAAACUCAGACAACCUCAGUACCUCUGUACAGAGAAUCUCUUGCUGAGAAGCUUCAACUGAUUGACGAACAGUUUGCAGACUCUUAUCCCCAGCAUCAGAAAUACGAAUCUUUAGAAGUAAAACUUCAUGAAUAUAGAAAAGAAAUAGAGAAGCAGCUUCAAGCAGAAAUGUGUCAAAAGCUAGAACAUUUUAAAGAAGUUGAAAUAGCAAAGAUUAAAAUGGAGGAGAAAGUGCAGACCCAGAAAGAAAUUUCUGAGCUACGUCAUGAGUUAGAGAGGACACAUCAAGCAAAGUCUGAAGCCUUGAUUUCUCGUGAAAAGAAUGCUAUUGAGAGGCUUCAAAAACAACAAGAGAUAGAGGCAAAGGAAGUAUAUGCUCAGAGACAAAGUCUACUGAAAGAUAUUGAAGUCAUAAGGACCAGAGAGGCAGAACUGAAGCAAAGAAUUGAGGCAUUUGAAGUCACUCAGAAACUUCAGGAAGAGAAAAAUAAAACUAUUGAUGAUGCACUUCGACGUCGGGAGGUUGCUGUGAAGAACAUAGAGGAGACAUAUGACCAAAAGCUUAAGACGGAACUCUUAAAAUAUCAGCUUGAAUUAAAAGAAGAAUACAUAGCCAGAACCAAUAAAGUUACUGAAGAUGAGAAAAAAAAUAAAGAGAAAGCUAUGCUUUUGCAUGAAGAAGCCAUUGCUGUUAAUUCAAAAAAGGAGGAACUCAAGCAAGCUAUGUCACGCACGAAAGAGCUUGAGCUGGAUUUGGAGUCAGUGAAGGCCCAGGUUCUGUUGGUAAAUAAACAGAAUCAGUUGUUGACAGAAAAACUGAAAGAAGUAUCAGACUAUCCUUUGAUAAAGGAGGAGAAAUUGGAGCUUCAGGUGCAGAAUAAGCUACUUAGGCAACAGUUGGAUGAGACUCGCAGUGAGAACCAGCAUCUUCGAGACAAGCUGUCCCAGCCCUCGGCAGAGCACUUGGCCUGCCAAGUGGAACUGAGAAGAGUGGAACAUUCUAGGAGGCUGGCGCUGGAUGAAUUUGAAAGCCGUAGGCAGAUUUUGGAAAAGCAGCUACAAAGUGAGGUUGAGCGUUGUGCCCAGUUAAAGACCCAACUGCUGGACUCCGAAGCUACUGUCAGGAAGUUAAACGUGCAGGUUGAAGAACUGAAACUGCAAGUGAAACAAACGCAGGCAGCUCUGGAAAAUGAAGUGUAUCGGAAUCCAAAGCCUUCGCUUGUUGAUCGCUCUGUCCUUGACUUCACUGGUGACAGAAUUGUACCUCAUGAUAUUUAUGUGGAUAGCGGGUUCCUGAAGAAUCAUGUUAUGACCGAUGUGAUGAAGGUAAAUGCUGUGCCAAGAGCUGGCUGUCAUCAGCAGUUACAGCCACGCAGUGCUUCUCCGGAUUCUGACCUGGAGUGUAUGGCGCAAACGUGGGCUAGAAUAAAAGAACUAGAAAAAGAGGCAGAGUAUUUGGAAGAAGCCUACAGGAACUACCAACACAGAGUCACGCAGGAUGCGGCUGCAAGCAGAACACCGAGAAAGAUGCAGUCCCCUUUACUUCUACAGUGUGCUAUUAGUAGACCCCCCUUGACUACCCAGCAUGAACUUCUAGAGGAUAGUCGCAGCUGCCAGCAUUCCCCCCUGAGCAGUCCAAGAGGUGAAAAAUACAUCAAAAGAACUGGGCAGGUUGAUGUCUUUAAAAAUCCGUUAACGCCACCACACAGAGGAGUGUCUUCUUCAAGACGCCUUUCUUCUACUCCCGUUUCCAAGUUGGAAAGAGAUCUCAGUAACAAGAAAAUUUCAGAUGACAUCAGUGGCUCGUACCUUGUCUCUUCACAGCAGAGUGUUGACCAGGUGCUUUCUCCUAUUUCAAAACCUAUUUCAUCUUCUGAAUCUGUUUCUUCCUCACCAUCCAGUCAUGGCGGGAAAAUCAGACUUCAUAAUCAACAAACAGAUAAACAAGAUUUCAGUGAUAUCCCCAAACCAGAGAAACUAAUGUAUGAGGACCUUGAAGAACACAUUUCUUCUCUUGAAUAUCAGGGGGACAUUCCAGAGCAGUGUGAAAGUGAUGCCUUGCAUCCAUCUGGGGACAUCGUCAAUGGAAACCACGUCCCAGCCACUGUGCCAGCAACAGCCACUUCGCUGCAGGACUUAACGGUGCUGGAUCAAAGACAGUUUGAAGAACAGAAUAAAGAAGUUGAGAAAAACUUAGAAGAAGAAAGGGAAGCAAGAGAAGAAAGGGGAGAGAGAGAACAACAGGAAGCUUUGGAAAGAGAGCAAAAAGUGGAAAAGCUUAACGAAGAGUGGAUCCAAGACUCGACGAAAAUAGAAGAAAAAGAUAAGGAGGGAGGAAAAUUUGAGAACAGUAAUUCCGGUGCUGAAGAUGACUUAAAGGAUCCUACUCCAAAUGCAUUAGAAAAAUACAUGAGAAUAAUUCAGCAGAGGAGAGAGCAGGAACUGGCAAACAAGGAUUCAAAGAAAGAAGAAACAGGAGAAGUAUCACUUACAGAGGGACUUAUAUCUAGUGAAAAGGAUGACAGCGCUACAGGCAUUUCCCACGGAGAGGAGGAUGAAAACUUCUGGUGA